UUUAUAGCGCAAGCUGUACCACAACGACAUCAGAUUCGACCGAACUCGCCAAAUUGCCAACCAGUCGCCACGACGAUGCUGAGCAGAUCGCGCGCCAGGCUGGGUGUCUGAUUACGACGGUGCUGUUGUUCUUCGUCAAAGAGGUUUUGGAGUUGGGGUUGGAGAGGGUGUGACGGAGGACGAGAGAGGAUGAGUUUCAGGGACGACAGUGAAGAUGGGAGGGACCUCAGGAAGCCAUUUCUGCACACGGGGAGCUGGUAUCGAAUGGGUUCGAGGCAAUCCAGUCUGAUGGGCUCGUCCCAGGCAAUUCGUGACAACUCCAUCUCUGUAGUUGCCUGUGUUCUCAUCGUUGCUUUGGGUCCUAUCCAGUUUGGAUUCACGGCAGGGUAUUCAUCGCCGACCCAAUUUGCAAUAACUCGGGAUCUGGGACUUUCAGUCUCGGAGUAUUCUUUAUUUGGCUCUUUAAGCAAUGUUGGUGCUAUGGUUGGGGCUAUAACCAGUGGCCAGAUGGCUGAGUAUAUUGGGCGAAAAGGGGCCUUAAUGAUUGCUGCAAUUCCCAAUAUUAUAGGGUGGCUUGCUAUAUCAUUUGCAAAAGAUUCUUCUUUCCUCUACAUGGGGAGGUUGCUGGAAGGGUUUGGUGUUGGAAUAAUCUCUUAUACGGUCCCGGUCUAUAUAGCUGAGAUAUCACCCCAAAACCUUAGAGGAAGUCUUGGUUCAGUCAAUCAGCUGUCAGUUACCUUAGGAAUAAUGCUGGCUUAUCUACUGGGACUAUUUGUACCAUGGAGAAUACUUGCAGUUUUAGGAAUUUUGCCUUGUACAAUAUUGAUACCUGGAUUGUUUUUCAUCCCGGAAUCACCAAGAUGGCUUGCAAAGAUGGGCAUGACAGAAGAAUUUGAAACAUCUUUACAAGUUCUUCGAGGGUUUGAUACUGAUAUUUCCAUUGAAGUAAAUGAAAUCAAGAGAUCUGUAGCAUCCACCAACAGAAGAACAACUAUUAGAUUUGCAGAUCUGAAGCAGAAGAGAUACUGGCUCCCUUUGUCGAUUGGUAUAGGAUUACUUAUUCUGCAGCAACUAAGUGGAAUUAAUGGUGUCUUAUUCUAUUCAAGCACCAUCUUCGCAUCUGCUGGUAUUACCUCCAGUAAUGCGGCUACAUGUGGCCUUGGCGCUGUUCAGGUUGUUGCCACUGCAGUUACAACAUGGUUGAUUGACAGAGCUGGGCGUCGUCUUCUUCUUAUUAUCUCCUCUGCUGGAAUGACAAUUAGCCUGCUGAUUGUUGCCGUGGCAUUCUUUGUGAAGGACGCUGUACCAGAUGAUUCCAGUCUGUAUAGUAUAUCAGGAAUCGUGUCAGUAGUCGGGGUUGUGGUCAUGGUCGUUGCCUUUUCUCUGGGUGUAGGAGCAAUUCCAUGGGUUAUAAUGUCUGAGAUUCUUCCUGUCAAUAUCAAGGGUCUUGCUGGAAGUGUGGCAACAUUAGCCAACUGGUUAAGUGCGUGGGUGGUCACAAUGACGGCGAACUUGCUCUUACAGUGGAGCAGUGGAGGAACAUUCACUAUCUACGCGCUGGUAACUGGUUUCCUGGUAGUAUUUGUUACUCUUUGGGUCCCUGAAACCAAAGGCAGAACUCUGGAAGAAAUUCAGUUUUCCUUCAGAUGAAGCCCUCUCUUUUCUUCUCUGAUUAAAUUAUUUUGGAAGAGGACUUUCUGCUGCCAUUCUCAUUUUGCAAGCACUGAAUCAGACUCUCUCUCUCUCCAAACCAGAAGUCGUCUCUUUGGCUUUUUCUCAUUCCAUAUUUUUGCAAUAUCUCAAAUGUUGUUGCAAUUAUCUUGGCCAAUGGUUUUUGUUUAUAUAAUUUGAUUAAAUUAAAAUUGAUUUUCUAUAUGCUACCAAUUUUUAGUUCAUGCAUUGUAUACUUCUGUGAACGCAGAAAUUACACAUUUGAUAACUUUAGCGACAAAAUAAGCAGUUUUAUCCGGUUGAUGUAUUUUAGUCCUUUUA
Messenger RNA from Momordica charantia (bitter melon), 1992 nucleotides. RefSeq names its product sugar transporter ERD6-like 6. Gene Ontology annotation, cellular component: plant-type vacuole; membrane. The record is from RefSeq and is a predicted model, not a curated record. Lineage: Eukaryota; Viridiplantae; Streptophyta; Magnoliopsida; Cucurbitales; Cucurbitaceae. Gene Ontology annotation, biological process: transmembrane transport; carbohydrate transport. Gene Ontology annotation, molecular function: sugar transmembrane transporter activity.